Molecule: messenger RNA, 3416 nt
Organism: Nanorana parkeri
Lineage: Eukaryota; Metazoa; Chordata; Amphibia; Anura; Dicroglossidae
Gene: DYNC2I1
Product: WD repeat domain 60
Exons: 23
Coding region: 86-3145 (1019 amino acids)
Biological process (GO): intraciliary transport
Cellular component (GO): cytoplasmic dynein complex
Molecular function (GO): dynein heavy chain binding; dynein light chain binding
Source: RefSeq, a predicted model, not a curated record
UGUCAUGGCGGCUACGCAUAGUGUUAGCUGUCCCCGGUGUCUGCCAUGGUAACGGAACGCGGAGACUGAGGAUACGUGCGGAGCCAUGCAGCAAGAGAGGCAUAAAACAAAGGAGGACACCUGGAAGUCCGAGGAGCUGAAAAAGCACUUGAAGUCUGAACCUUCUAAUGAAAAAAGACAUAAAGAAAGGCGACAUCACAAAGAGGAAGAUCGAGAUGAGCAUGCAGACCGCAAACACAAGUCUGAUCGGAAAGAAAAAAGAGACAGACACGAUGAGAGUGAUAGGCAAUCAGAAAGAAGAGAAAGACAAGGCAAUCCUGAGAAAGAGAGGGGAGAGAGACACGGCUCUGGUGACAUAGAGAGGGGGGAGAGAGACAAAUAUACUGAGAGUGACAGAAAUGCCGACAGAGAGAAGGACAGAGUUCGAGAGCGUCGCAGAGAAAAAGAAAAGAGAGACACAGAAAAACACCACAUAUCUGAAAGGCACAGAACCGGGGAGAGAGAAAAAACCAAAGAGAAAGCAUACAGAGGGGAAAAUUCUUCUAAAGAACAUGUGACAUCUGAGCUGAGCAGGGAAGAGAGGAUGGCAAGAGAGAGUCUGGAAAAAAGCAAACACAGAAGUGAUGAUCGGGAAAGGCGGCAUCUAGAAAAACAAGAAAAAGAAAAGAAGAAGCAAGAGAAUGAAGAACACAAAGAUCAAGAUACCAGACAGCGGAAGCACAAAGAAGAUUUAACCAGUAGAGAUCCUGAGAAGGAGAGGAGGAGAAGCGAUCGGAAACACAGUGGGGAGCCUGAUAGUGAUAAAAGGCAUCAUAGCUGGCGUGAAAAGGAGAUGACAGGCAACACAGAGGUGGGGUCUGCUGAAGACUCUGUGCAAAAUAUGGACAGGCGGAAAGAGAAGCAUUCUAAUGAGAGACAGUUACAGAGGGAAGACCGAGAAAGAAGACACAGAGAAAAGAGAGAGCAAAAAGCACAUGAAAAAAAGAAUGCAGAGGAAAACCCAAUUCAUCACAAACACUCCAGGGAAUCCACCUCAAAGCAAGGAAGUGAUAAUGAGAAGGACAUUGAAGAGACUAUACAGAAAACAGAUACAGCAUAUGAUGAUUCCACUAACUAUGAUGAGGAUUUUGAAGAUUAUGAUGACGAUUUUGAAGAGGCUAGUGAAGAGGAGAGGACUCCGGUGAAAUCACAGGAAGAGCGGCCACCAGUUCAGAGGAACAGAGAGGUAGAGGAAAUUCAGAAGGCCAUGUUCCUGGAGAAUGAAAACAUAACUUCAGUUCCGGCUGUACACCGACAAAACGGACACGACCAUCAUGAUCAGGACUCUGAACCAAAAGAGGUAAAUUCCAGUAGGAAGGCUCAUAGAGGAGUAUUUAUAGAUUUUGGAUCUGCAAAACAACGUCAAGUUAGCAGUCAAAUCGCCAGCAAGCAAAAGAAACGAAGUUUGGAAAUUCUUCGGCUCAUCGAUUUGGAUUUUUCCUCCACUUUCUCUUUGUUGGAUCUGGCCCCUGUUAAAGAAUAUGAGAUGUACAUUCGCAAUUUUGGAAAGAGCAACACAAAGCAGGCUUAUGUCCAGUGCAAUGACGAUGCUGUUGACAGAGAGAUUCAAACAGAAGAAAUAGAUAUUGAAGAAAAAUGGACUCAACAUCCAGCAGAGGGAGCUGUUGUAUGUGGAGGUCACAAAAAUGAUUUGGAAGGGAAUGUGGGACUUAACUCAAAAGUUGAUUCUCAGCGGCUGACUGGUUUCCUUCACUCUGCUGCUCAGGUCAUGGCUGUCUUGCUUGAAGAGAAUCGUUCAGAGUCCCAGUCUCGAAGCAAAGUUCACACUAAAGAGCCCUGCAUGUCCAUCAGUGAGGGCUGCUUCCAUUUAAAUACCAGCCUGCCAUUUCUUCAAGGGCGGAAGGUUUAUCACCUGCAGUUCUCUGAAGCACAAAGGCAUUGGCUACUUACUGUGCACGGCCCGAGCAACCAAUCCAUUUCUCCUGUUAUAAAUGAUAAGUGUCUCAUCUGUGUGUGGAAUAUAUGGCAGCCUUCUGCUCCACAGAAAAUUCUCAUGUGUGAGUCUGAGGUGAAAUGCUGCUGUUUCAGCCCAGGUAAAGCAUCUCUGGUGUUUGCUGGUACAGUAGAUGGUUCUGUGUUAGUAUGGGACCUGCGAGAGGACUUCAGUAUGCAUCAGACUUUAACGAUAGAAGAUGCUAACUGGACAUUCAGAUCUGUGACCUUUUCUACUGAUGGGGUUUUCACUUCGGUGAAUCACACACACCCAGUAAAGUCAAUAGAACCUGUUCUGAGUGCGGAAGCAAAGGAUCAUGGGAUAUCUACAUUAUCUUCUCAAGGAGAAGAGGUUUCUGGUUUGUCGUUUCAACUAGCAUCUUUAGAUGAAAAUGGCCAUUUAAUUUUUUGGGUAGUUGUGGAACUGAGAAAAGUAGACCUAUCAGGAUCUCAGAGUGACUUGGGUUUGAUUCCGGGAGGAAAAGUGAAGCUAAUACACAGUUCAUCUAUAGAUCUUAUUGACAAAUUUUUUCACAAAGAUGUCCUAACUCUGGGAAUCCCUGGAACCAUGAAUAUUAAGUUCCUUCCACAAGACUCCAAUCAUUUUGUCAUUGGAACAGAUAUUGGAAUAGUAACCCAUGGGACAAGAUACGGACUAAUAGACCCACCUGUGCAAUACUCGUCCCUGCACAAUAAGCUGAGGCCAUCGAAAAUCGCUGCAAUCGAUUUCUCACCAUUUGCAAUUCCAGCAUUUCUGGCAGGAUGCACAGAUGGCUGUAUACGGUUACACACAAUGAGUGCGGAGUAUCCAGUAAUCCAGUGGAAUGAUACUACUGGUGGCCAGUCCAUUAUUGCCAUACAAUGGUCAUUGACCAGACCAACAUUGUUUUUUGUCUUGGAUGCAGCAUCCUCCAUUCAUAUAUGGGAUUUGUUACACAAUGACUUACAGCCAGUAGCCAAAGAAUCUAUAACAUCUGACCGGGUACUGAGCAUGUCAGUUUUCGGUGAACCAGAAAAGAACAAUAAUCUGAUGGGUCUGGCUUUAGCCAAGGCAUCUGGGACGGUAGAGAUCCAAUAUAUAAAGAAGAAGUGGGCCAAGCCUCAGACAAAGGAGUUAGAAAAACUUCAGUUAAUUCUGCAGGAGAUUCUGUAACUGUGGAAAAUCCCAAUGCCAGCAGUGUCCGGCAUAUCCUUUACUACCAAUUCUAUGUAUAUAAUGGCCAAUAUUUGUAUUCAUUGUAAUGGAUUGCUUAAUGUAAAUUGUUCAGACCUAUUUUUAUACUGAGUGAUAUUUUUUGUACUGGCACUUAGUUCCUUUAUUUAAAUAUGUGCACUUGGCCAUUGAUUGGUUAAGGUAACUCCUGCUUUUGACAGUUUUAGGAUAUAAAGGUUUGCUUAUCCCAUUCUACUCUGUAUUUCUGCAU